AUGAACUCAAAUAAAUUAUUAUUAUUAUUAAUAAUUGUCUUAUUAUCUAUUAGCUAUUCAUUAGCAGUUGUUGUUUCUCAACAAGGUGGAGAUAUUCCAAAUGGUGUUAACUCUAAUAAUAAAAAUAAAAAAGAUCUUGCAAGUGCAGCAGACCAAUUACAAUAUGCAAAUAUUUUUAGAAACGGAGCAGGUACAAUAGCAAAUGAAGGAUCCGUUAGAAUUGAUAUGCAAGGUGUUUUCACACAAAAUGGUCAAAAAUGGCACAACUUACAAGCCCAAUUAAAUGGUGUCAAAGGAAAAUCAACAAUUGCACAUGUUCAAGUAAACGAAAAUGCAAUGACUAGUAAUGUUGCUGGACAAACCCAAGUUACUAAUAUCGUUAUUACUGCUAUGAUGAGUUCAUAUACCUCUGGAAAAACUUACAGUGUUUUAGACAAUGGCGCCAGAACUGGUUUAUAA
Messenger RNA from Dictyostelium discoideum AX4, 459 nucleotides. RefSeq lists its product as hypothetical. The coding region runs from base 1 to 459 and encodes 152 amino acids. The transcript has 2 exons. Lineage: Eukaryota; Evosea; Eumycetozoa; Dictyosteliales; Dictyosteliaceae. The record is from RefSeq and is a predicted model, not a curated record.